Messenger RNA from Solenopsis invicta (red fire ant), 798 nucleotides. RefSeq lists its product as uncharacterized. The transcript is spliced from 3 exons. NCBI's taxonomy places the organism in Eukaryota, Metazoa, Arthropoda, Insecta, Hymenoptera, Formicidae. The coding region runs from base 1 to 798 and encodes 265 amino acids. The record is from RefSeq and is a predicted model, not a curated record. Gene Ontology annotation, molecular function: nucleic acid binding.
AUGACCCAGAAUAGGGGUAAAAGUACAGCUAUGGCCGAGACGAUAAGGAGUAUCCCUUAUCACGCGUUCAAUCAGCAUGAAAAAUGCGGCCAAUGGUGUGGAUACGUGAAAGACAAGGAAAAUUAUAAUCACAGAAUGAUUCCAAAUGGCUUUAAAUUAUUUGAGGUACUUAAGGAAGUCUUUGAUAAACUGGCAUCAAAUGCAAAAAAAUUUUCUGUAGACGCCUCCACAUCAACCGAUUAUCGAUACGCUUCUGUUGUUAGGCAAAAGAACAUUAAAGAAAGUUACCCUCAAAUAGUUGCAAAAAUGUUGACAUUGUCGCCUGGUAAACAUCAUUCCAAGCAGAGCUUCUCUACGAUACCAAAGAGAACUUUCAGAAGGUGUUACUUACAAAGUAAUUCUGCUUUAUUGAAAGAGCCAGCCGUACAAAUAAAUAAAGAAGUGAGUGACGAAGGUACUAUGGAAGAAGAUAUUCCCAUAGUAUAUCUUGACCUCGCAACCUCAGGAUUUCAAAGAAAUUGCGAUAUUUUGCAAAUGGCAGCCAAAUGUGGUAAAAAUUCUUUCAACGUUUAUAUUACACCUAAUCAAGAGAUUUCUGCAGCUGCCACUGCAGUACAUGGUCUUCGAAAAUGUCAAGCAGAGUUAAUAUUGUAUGGUAAACCAGUUCCUUCAGUUCCACCAAGGCCUACAAUAACAAAUUUGUAUCAAUGGUUAAUUUUAUUAAAAAAGAAAUGUUAUAUAGCGGUACAUAAUUUGAGUUUUGAUAGACCAAGAUUGAUUGAUUUAAUAACAGUUUAG